Messenger RNA from Pimephales promelas (fathead minnow), 855 nucleotides. The record is from RefSeq and is a predicted model, not a curated record. NCBI's taxonomy places the organism in Eukaryota, Metazoa, Chordata, Actinopteri, Cypriniformes, Leuciscidae.
AUCUUUAGCCACAGGAACAGCAGGAAUUAUUCCCUCUGGGCCACAGCUGUGCAGUAUGUGGGAAAAACCAGUGCACACGCCACAGGCCAACCCUUCUGCUGGAGAACUAUCAGCCAUGGCUGGACUUAAAGGUGUCGUCCAAAGUGGAUGCCAGUAUUUCAGAGGUUUUGGAGUUAGUUCUCGAGAACUUUGUGUACCCAUGGUACAGAGAUAUUACAGAUGAUGAAGCGUGUGUGGAUGAACUGAGACAAACGAUCCGUUUCUUUGCUGCAGUUCUGGCUCACCGAGCACAAAGGGUGGAUGUGCCCUCACUUGUGAUGGACAAAAUGAUGAAAGCGGCUAUGAAGCACAUUGAGAUCAUGGCAAAAGCACAGCAGAAAGUGAAGAAUACCGAGAGCCUCCAGCAAGCAGCUCUGGCUGAGUACGGUGCCGAUCUGCAUGUGGCCCUGCGGAGCCGCAAAGAUGAGCUGCUGUACUUGAGGAAACUCACAGAACUGCUGUUUCCUUACGUCAUGCCGCCGAGAGCCACAGACUGCAGGUCUUUGGCCCUGCUGAUUCGAGAGGUCAUGACAGGUUCUGUGUUUCUGCCAAUAAUGGACUUUGUGGCUGAUCCUGACACUGUAAAUCACAUGGUGCUCAUCUUCAUCGAUGAUAGUCCACCUGAGCCAAUCUAUGAUCCUCCAUCUGCUCUGGUGCCCUUCCUGGAGAAGUUUGCAGAUCCACGCAACAAGAAAUCCUCGGUGUUGAAGUUGGAUUUGAAGGAGAUCAGAGAGCAGCAGGAUUUGUUGUUCCGCUUCAUGAGUUUCCUGAAGGAGGAAGGAGCGGUACACGUCCUGCAGUUCUGCCUGACUGUGG